AAAUCAUCAAGAGAGAGAUAGAUAGAUAUAUAGAGAGAUGGGGAAGGCACGUACGGUGGGAGUGGGAAUGGACUAUUCUCCGACGAGCAAAUUAGCUCUCCGGUGGGCAGCGGAGAAUCUCCUUGAAGACGGCGACACCGUCAUCUUGAUUCACGUCCAACCGCAAAACGCCGAUCAUACCCGCAAAAUCCUCUUCGAGGACACCGGUUCACCGCUAGUUCCUUUGGAGGAAUUUAGAGAGAUUAAUUUGUCUAAACAGUAUGGACUUGCUUACGAUCCUGAGGUUCUUGAUGUUCUUGAUACUCUCUCUAGGGCUAAAAAGGUGAAGGUUGUGGCAAAGGUGUAUUGGGGAGAUCCAAGGGAGAAACUUUGUGAUGCUGUCGAAAAUCUUAAACUCGAUUCCAUUGUUCUUGGCAGUCGAGGUUUGGGUUCUCUCAAAAGGAUCUUGCUGGGUAGUGUGAGCAAUCAUGUGGUGACAAAUGCAACAUGUCCAGUCACAGUUGUUAAGGCUAAUUAAAGUUUCUCUUGUUCUUUAAUUGGACCCAGUUAAUAACGCUAGUAGUUACGU
Molecule: messenger RNA, 568 nt
Organism: Arabidopsis arenosa
Lineage: Eukaryota; Viridiplantae; Streptophyta; Magnoliopsida; Brassicales; Brassicaceae
Source: the annotation of a GenBank genome assembly